AUGGAGGACGCAGAGGCGCGCCGCUCUCGCCUGCGCAGCAUGCGCGAGUCCGCGGCGAAGCAGCAGGCGGCGUCCCCCGGCGCGCCCACGCCUUCCGCCGCCCUCUCCGCACUCCCCUCCCCCGACUUCUCUCCGCCGCUUAUCCGCACGCAUCUGCGUGUGCGCCAUCCGGGGAAGGCGGACCUGGGGGAGGUAGAUCUGCUAGACGGCCAGCAGGAGCAGCCACCACAGGCUCGGGGAAUUUCUCACAGGCCUCAUACGCCAUCACUGCAUGUGACAUGCUGCGCGCUGCAGGGCCCAGGAAGCCGUUGUUUCCGUUCUUCUCUCACCAUGGGGCGGCGAGAGCAGGUAGGUGGUGCGGCAGAGCAGGUGAGUGGUGCGGCAGAGCAGGUGAGUGGUGCGGCAGAGCAGGUGAGUGGUGCGGCAGAGCAGGUGAGUGGUGCGGCAGAGCAGGUGAGUGGUGCAGCAGAGCAGGUGAGUGGUGCGGCAGAGCAGGUGAGUGGUGCGGCAGAGCAGGUGAGUGGUGCGGCAGAGCAGGUGAGUGGUGCGGCGGAGCAGGUGAGUGGUGCGGCAGAGCAGGUGAGUGGUGCGGCAGAGCAGGUGAGUGGUGCUGCAGAGCAGGUGAGUGGUGCGGCAGAGCAGGUGAGUGGUGCGGCAGAGCAGGUGAGUGGUGCGGCAGAGCAGGUGAGUGGUGCGGCAGAGCAGGUGAGUGGUGCGGCAGAGCAGGUGAGUGGUGCGGCAGAGCAGGUGAGUGGUGCGGCAGAGCAGGUGAGUGGUGCAGCAGAGCAGGUGAGUGGUGCAGAGCAGGUGGGUGGUGCGGCAGAGCAGGUGAGUGGUGCGGCAGAGCAGGUGAGUGGUGCGGCAGAGCAGGUGAGUGGUGCGGCAGAGCAGGUGAGUGGUGCGGCAGAGCAGGUGAGUGGUGCGGCAGAGCAGGUGAGUGGUGCGGCAGAGCAGGUGAGUGGUGCGGCAGAGCAGGUGAGUGGUGCGGCAGAGCAGGUGAGUGGUGCGGCAGAGCAGGUGAGUGGUGCGGCAGAGCAGGUGAGUGGUGCGGCAGAGCAGGUGAGUGGUGCGGCAGAGCAGGUGAGUGGUGCGGCAGAGCAGGUGAGUGGUGCGGCAGAGCAGGUGAGUGGUGCGGCAGAGCAGGUGAGUGGUGCGGCAGAGCAGGUGAGUGGUGCGGCAGAGCAGGUGAGUGGUGCAGCAGAGCAGGUGAGUGGUGCGGCAGAGCAGGUGAGUGGUGCGGCAGAGCAGGUGAGUGGUGCGGCAGAGCAGGUGAGUGGUGCAGCAGAGCAGGUGAGUGGUGCAGCAGAGCAGGUGAGUGGUGCAGCAGAGCAGGUGAGUGGUGCGGCAGAGCAGGUGAGUGGUGCAGCAGAGCAGGUGAGUGGUGCAGCAGAGCAGGUGAGUGGUGCGGCAGAGCAGGUGAGUGGUGCGGCAGAGCAGGUGAGUGGUGCGGCAGAGCAGGUGAGUGGUGCAGCAGAGCAGGUGAGUGGUGCGGCAGAGCAGGUGAGUGGUGCGGCAGAGCAGGUGAGUGGUGCGGCAGAGCAGGUGAGUGGUGCAGCAGAGCAGGUGAGUGGUGCAGCAGAGCAGGUGAGUGGUGCAGCAGAGCAGGUGAGUGGUGUGGCAGAGCAGGUGAGUGGUGCAGCAGAGCAGGUGAGUGGUGCAGCAGAGCAGGUGAGUGGUGCAGCAGAGCAGGUGAGUGGUGCGGCAGAGCAGGUGAGUGGUGCAGCAGAGCAGGUGAGUGGUGCGGCAGAGCAGGUGAGUGGUGCGGCAGAGCAGGUGAGUGGUCCGGCAGAGCAGGUGAGUGGUGCGGCAGAGCAGGUGAGUGGUGCGGCAGAGCAGGUGAGUGGUGCGGCAGAGCAGGUGAGUGGUGCGGCAGGGCAGGUGAGUGGUGCGGCAGAGCAGGUGAGUGGUGCGGCAGAGCAGGUGAGUGGUGCGGCAGAGCAGGUGAGUGGUGCGGCAGAGCAGGUGAGUGGUGCGGCAGAGCAGGUGAGUGGUGCGGCAGAGCAGGUGAGUGGUGCGGCAGAGCAGGUGAGUGGUGCGGCAGAGCAGGUGAGUGGUGCGGCAGAGCAGGUGAGUGGUGCGGCAGAGCAGGUGAGUGGUGCGGCAGAGCAGGUGAGUGGUGCGGCAGAGCAGGUGAGUGGUGCGGCAGAGCAGGUGAGUGGUGCGCAGAGCAGGUGA
This is a messenger RNA of Closterium sp. NIES-65, 2175 nucleotides long. The record is from the annotation of a GenBank genome assembly. NCBI's taxonomy places the organism in Eukaryota, Viridiplantae, Streptophyta, Zygnematophyceae, Desmidiales, Closteriaceae.